Messenger RNA from Rana temporaria (common frog), 2416 nucleotides. RefSeq names its product pleckstrin homology domain containing A2 (gene PLEKHA2). The coding region runs from base 508 to 1704 and encodes 398 amino acids. Gene Ontology annotation, molecular function: PDZ domain binding. The record is from RefSeq and is a predicted model, not a curated record. Gene Ontology annotation, cellular component: membrane; cytoplasm. The transcript is spliced from 12 exons. Lineage: Eukaryota; Metazoa; Chordata; Amphibia; Anura; Ranidae.
GUGCGCAAGGCGUGCCUGCCACACUGACUGUCAGGGGAAAGACUCGCUGAGUAGGAAGCAAACAAACACAGAAGAGACAGCAGAGAUUCUGAUGAGCCGGAUCCUUGUACAGCCACAAUCUACAAUCACUUCUCUGCACGCCUUUCCAAGAGACGCUUCGUGAUCUGCAUGGAAGAUCUCAUCUAUGCAGGUCGUGGUAUAGCUAGUAGUAGUUAGUCGCAUUCAACAGGACCUGUCCUGGAUCAUAGUCUGCAGACACAGAAGGAUCACACAACUCUUAACUUGGUUGCAAACGCAUUGACUGACACUCGCUCCCAGCGCAGUACGAUCGCACAACUCUCCACAGUCUACGACUUGAUGAAGUUCACCUUUACGCUGUCCCAAGGAAUGACGUUAUAAAGAACUGACACAGGGUUCAGUUAUCAGAUGGGAACGAGAGGUCACACCAUGGAAAAACAUAAGACUGACCAUGCUGUGUGCUGAGGGUGAUGUGCGGAUUCAGUAGGAAUGCCUUAUAUGGAUCGAUUCCGCCGAACCUGUGGGUUUUUGGACAUUGAAGAUGCACAAUGUGGCAGAUUUCUGCGGAGAUAUUUCAUCCUGGACAAGCAGGCCAACUACCUGGUUUGGUACAUGGAUAACCCACAGAAUCUUCCCCCCAACACAGGACCAGUGGGCUCCUUGAAACUGACGUAUAUCUCAAAAGUUGGCACUGCUGCUGUGAAACAAAAAGCAAAGAUGACAUUUUGUUUUGUUAUCAAUGCCUUAUCUCAGCGGUACAUUCUUCAGGCCAGCGACCAAGAGGAUCUGCAGGGAUGGGUGGAGGCCCUAAAUGCUGCAUCUAAAAUUACUGUACCUCGACCAGGUUGCACUCAAUUGUCUGAGACAGGAUCUACAGGCCCUGCAGAGAAAAAUACACCAGUCCCAUACAAGAUGGAAAUAAUUGGUGGAGUGGUUGUGCAAACACCUCUGAACCAGAACGGAGGUGAGUGUCCCGAUGUCAAGCCAACUGAAUCGGCCCCUCAUAUGUCUCUCCAGCCCACUCAAAGCUACAUACCUGUGAAUAAACAUAUGCCCUCGCACUCUGUUCUGAAGAGCGGCUAUUGCGUCAAGCAAGGAAAUAUGAGGAAAAACUGGAAAAGAAGAUUCUUUGUCUUGGACAUGUUUUCAAUUAGCUACUACAAAUGUGAAAAGGACCGCGAUCCUCUGCGCACUAUACGUCUUAGAGAUAUUUUGAAGACCCAUGAGUGCCUAGUUAAGUCAGGGGAUUUACUUAUGAGGGACAAUCUGUUUGAAGUUAUUACUGCUCCAAGAACAUUCUAUAUACAGACUGACAGCCCGCAAGAGAUGCACAGCUGGAUAAGGGCAAUAAAUACCGCCAUUCAAGCCUACAGAAUGCGCUAUCGGGAGUCCUGUGGGCGUACUAUGUCUCUCAACCGAUCUGUCUCUUUACAAGCCUCUUUUCAUUCUUCACCCUACUGUGAUGAUAAGCGUCCGCUAGGAAAGUCUACAUCUCUGAAAUCUUCAUGGCAGCCUUGGACACCAGUACCCAAACGUGAGCCCGAGCAGCCAGGAGAAAUGGCAGGGGCAGAAUCGAGGGAUGAAGCUGGAAGUCGAGCCAGACACUGGUCUGAACCACAACGACAGACAGAUAGUUCAUUUCCGUUCAGACUAGAGGAAAUGAACAUUCGUUCAUCUGAUGUGUAGCAAGAUGGCUGCAGCACAUAGUUGGACUAUCGUAAAAUUUCGCAAAAUGCCUUGGUACCGGACAAAGAAGAAUUCCUCCCUUGAGGGUAAAAUGGGUUUAAGUUGGCCCUAAAUGGAGACGGGUCCACAUUUGCUGCUUGGCUUCAGCCAACCACCUUUAUUGAACUCUCAUUAUCGGUUAUUUACAUCUGUACAAUAGUAUUUUUUCCAGUACAGAGUGAUCACAGCAGGAAUUUGCAAAAAUACGAAGGAAACUUUUUUUUCUCUCUCUACAGCAGGAAUUUGGUUAUUGUCUUUGGGUACUUAUUUGCCAACAGUGGUUGGUAUUUGGCUGAAUAUACUCGGUAGUGUAAAAAGACAUAUUGGAAGUGGUUGGGGUAUAUGAAGGUGAAUAAUUCCACUGAUUCCACCUGGAAAUUAGAGCAUUUAUGGUGGAACCUACAGGCGGUGCAGUUGCUGCUGCAUGGCAUGAUGGGGUUUGGGUUUCAGCAUUCCCUAGAGCCAUGCUUAGAAAAGGAGGAAUGUCUACUCACAGCAAUAAUAUGUACUGUAUAGUCUCCAAAUGUAAAUACAACACUCCACCUACAAUGGCAUCUUUGCUCUGUUGUAUGCAAAUAUGGAAAAUAUGAAGCCCUAGGUGAUGUGAGUGGAAGCACAAUGCCAAUUGAUAUAGCUUGCUAUAUAGAUACCAUGUUACAGUAUUCAUUUGUUU